AUGUGCUCUUGUCGUAUGAGGAGGUGGUCAACGCACUGCGACCUUUGGAUCGCCUGGAAACUCUUUCGAAGGCAGCUGCUCUUCCUGGUGCAGUUCCAGUACAGCGUACUUUUCUACAAGCUGGUGAAGAUGCUGAUGGGACUGAAGAUGAAGAAGAACCAGAUGGAAGAAGAGGAGUACUCAGACUCCGAGCUGGCCGACGACAUGCUUCGGUUUGAAGAUAGAGAGUUUGACGAAGCCGAGGCGAUCUAUGUCCAGGCUUACAAUGAUGUGAGAAAGGAUCUGAGGACCAGAAAGCGAGAAAGGGGCUUUGUCCGACACCGUGGCAAUGGUGGCGGACGUAGAAGCCAUAUCAACAAGAAGCCCAAAGGCAGAGGGAAAGGUAGAAAGAAAGAUGGACAUGGCCGGAAAGAUGAUUCGACCAUAAAAGGCACUGAGGCAGAACUGAUGGCGAGGACCAGAUGCUUUUCUUGCCAAGAGCUAGGGCACAUCAGUCGGAAUUGCCCGCAUAGAGGCAGUUCCAAAGGUACCCAAAAGAAGCAGUUUGUAACUGUUGGAGGAACAGGUUCUUCUACCAGUACCUACAUGUUCCAGCAGUUGCAACCGAUGCCAUUUCCACCACCACAUACCACACUGAUGCGUGCGGUCUAUGCCGGAGUUCGAGUACGAGCCUUUGAAGGUGUUGUCGACACGGCUGCUGAAGAAGCCGUGGUGGGAAGCCAAAGCUUCAAUGGCAUGCGAGAAGAGUUGCGAGCAGCUGGAUUGCGACCUGUUCCAAUUCGCCGCCCCUCCUCACAAUGUGCGGGAAUUGGUGGCGCUGCUCGACUUUGUGGAGCUUUUGAUGUGCCCACCUCAAUAGCUGGAGUUCUCGGCAUUUUGAGGUUCACAGUGAUCGAAGAUGGAGAGGGUCCCACUGGUUUUGUCACACCACCUUUGAUUCCCAUUUCCUAUUUGGAGACGGUGGGUGCCAGCCUUGACCUUCAAUAUGACACUUACGUGACUGCCGAUGGCCACACAACGCAGAUGAGAAGACUUCCAUCUGGCCAUCGAGCAAUUCACAUGUUCGACUUCGAGACCACGCCAUGGAAGUUGCCUCAGAACCUUCAACAAAAUGGCCAUGACCCUUUUCUUUUACAUCCACGUUCUUCGCACUCAAUUUUGGGAGGUGGUGAUGCUGCGCGUGAUCAACGAAGUGAGGCUUUGGCUAUUUUGACUUCUUCGACUUCAUCCGGGACUUUGACAUCGAGUUUUCCACCCACAAUCUGUGUGGACGAGACUUCAGGCCGACCAAUGGACGACGUCUUUUUCGAGACCUAUGUGGAAGCCCAUGUCUUGCCUGGAGAAGUUCCGGUGGAAAACGAAACGAGGAGAAGAUCUAGAUCAAGGUCAAGAGCCGCACCUGCUUCAGAACGUGCAGAUUCAAUGGCACCAACAGUGCCAUACACAGAUGGUACGAGCACUGCUCCCGAUGGAGAAUCCACAGAAGUGGAGGUGUUGCAAGAGCUACCUGAAGAGAGACCAGCGUUGCAACAACAGUCUCAACAACCAGAACGAGCACACAGUUCGGGACAAGUUCAACGACCUGGACAAGCACAACAAUCUGGUGGAGAUCGUCGUCUUCAAGCUCUUCAACGUCUUCGAGAUCAACGAGCACAAGGAGUACCACCAGCACUACCUCUACGUUCUUCGAGUUCAUACUCCUCGGACAAUGUGUCGGAAAGCACAGACUAUGCAGUGGUUCAACGGGUCUUGCACUUUGACCAACAGGAAGAAGAUCCACCAGUGGUGAUGUUCACCAAUGAAGAGGGAGUACACAUUCCCUUGGACCCGACGCAAGGUGUGCUGUUCUACUUGGAGAACCAGCAGGGGCAACGAACCUUCCUGGAACGGCAAGAUGGUUGGAGAGAACGACUUCCAACACCCAACCACCUUCGAACAAUACCUCGAGUCCUCUUGACCAAAAGAAAGUGGGUGUAUGCCACAAUGGUCGACAAUCACAUGGAGGUGAUCAAUGACGACUGGGUGGAGCGACCACAUCGUUGCCUAAAUCAACCUUGGUUUGGCACCGUGGUCUUCUUUGAGGGACGACGUGGCGGUCAAGUCGGAAUCGACAGGAAGGGGCCCUUCACCUACAUCCAGACCGUCAACUACGACGCGACCUUUGUCUUCAUCCAGACCUUCGUCUUCAAGCAGACCUCCGACAUCGAGCAGGCAGAGCUUCACACAGCCGUCAACAGGACGGGACAUGCAGCCUCGUCCGAGUUCGACGCCAUGGCGCCCAAGAAGAACCAGAUGUUGGCAGCGGGAUCGCUUCAGUCCUCCAUCUACAAGAUGUAUCAGGGAGAAGAAGAACCAACACCUCCGAAGAAGAUGGGAACGGCCAAGUGUCUGGCAGCGUGGAUGCGGGUGAUGACCGCCCUGUUCAUGCUUGUGCAGACAACUCGGCAGCAGAUGGUUCUGGACUAUCUCCAGCAGAAGGGCAAUGUUCUGGACGUCGACGAGGAGACGGACUUCAAAGCCAAGGCGAAGCCGAAGGGCAAGAGCAAGGUCACCAAGACCCAAUGGAUUCCUCAGGGAAUUGGAGCACCACUGUCAAGAUCCACAGCCCAAAAGCAUUGGAACGAGAGCCCAAGAACUUGCACUCACCCCGGAGAGUACAUGCGGUGCCGAGCAAAUCCACGACAGAGGUGGUGGACAUGCAUCCAAUGCGGGGCACGUUGGGAAAGGCUGGAAGCCGAUCCGUCUCUGUCCUCAUCGGCAACGGAAGUUCCCCAGAUGCCGGAAGCCAAAAGCUUGCAGACAGUCGUGGGGACCUACCCGGAGUUUCUCCCUGCACCACGAUCCAAGCCGGAGCAGGGCGACAUCAAGCUGAAGGUGGACGUGAUGGGCCGGAUCGAGCCGGCUUCUGGGAGCAGUGGAUCAAGCCAUGCUAUGCCCAAACGGGCUUCAAAGACAACGACACAGAGAGAACGCUCAGUGUCAAAAGAAAGAGUGCCAACGGGACUUCGACCAAUCCAACCACCCAAGAAGACGGCAGGACCAAUGCCGACCUUCAAUGUGGAGGACGAUGGACCCCAGGAGUUGGUCAUCAGCGACGAGGAGAAGCCUUGGGAGCAGGUGGAGAUGGUGGCACCAGAUGCAACCCAUCCAGCAUUGGCUAAGCAUUUUGCUUACGCUACAUCGGAUAUCUAUGGUGAUGACGCCAAGCUGACGAAGGAGGACAAGAAGUUCGUCAAGGAGAACCUCAAGAAGCUCAACAAAACCAUUGUCGAGGUGUACUCACCAGAAAGAGUCACUGGAAAGGCAGAGAAGUACGGCUUUCGGGCUGGAGGAGCUUUGGACCUGACUACUGGCUGGGACUUUACCAAGGAGACCCAUCGUCAGUUCUUAUCCAACUUCAAACGAGACCAACAUCAAGUUCGAGCCGAAGAAGAGGAAGCAGUGCAGCACUUGAAGUUUGCAGUCGCCAUAGCGCGAAUACAACUUCGAGCUGGCCGAGGCUUUCUAUUUGAACAUCCGAGAAGCGCCACAUCAUGGGCACAUGAGGAGCUGGACCAACUUCGAAACGAACCUGGAGUUUUCUCAGUGCCGGUGGACCUGUGCCGCUUUGGACUCAAGACUUCCAAAGGAAUGCCAGCCUUGAAGCCUACUCUUCUUCUCACGAACGUGGAAUCAUUGGCAACAGUGCUGAAUCGCCGAUGUGAAGGCUCACAUGCCAAGCAUCAGCCACUUCUUGCCGGCGAAGCAGGCCUUGCUGCCAAAUAUACUCCUGCGUUCGUGGAGGCGAUUCUCAGAGGUCUUCGUCGACAUGUACAAACUUGGGUGAAGAGCAACCAGCAGACAGAAGACUACUGGGAGCAGGACGACGGGCAGCUGGUGCGACAUCAUCGAGUUCCCCGUCGCGCUCUCUUCUCACCAUCAGGUGUUGCUGGAUGCCCUUCCCCAAGCAAAAGAUUGUCUUCAAAGCGAGUCUCCAACAUCAACUUCAUCAAUGGGAAACACCAGACUUUGGAGGAUGAUUGGAGGAGUGCUGAAGCUCCACGCUUUGCCUUCAGUCAGCUUUGGACUGGAACUACCACAUUUCAACUUCAUGAUCCUAUCGUACUACCUCCUGAUUGGAAAGCAGUGGCUACCUACAUCACACAGGCUGCUGCACAUCCUAUCCAUGCCUACUUGACGGACGAGACCGCCUUGCAGGUGGAUUGGAAAGCAUUGUUUCCAACCCACAAAAUUUUGGGAGGCGGCGAUUUGGCUUCUACAACCUCGUCUUCGUCUUCAGCGGCGGCGCGUGGUGAACGAGCUCUUCAAGCUGAUCGAUCUCGACCUCGAGCCCUUCAAGCAGAUCAACCUCGAGACCUUCAAGACGACAUGGAUGAGGAGGAAACUUCUGAAGACCGAGUUCAACAAGCUCUACGAGAACUUCAUCUUCCACAACCACCGACUGACAACAUCCUACACCGGGAGUUGAGGAGAGAACUGUUUCGAGUUCACCGCAACCUUGGGCAUCCUUCGCUUCAAGUCUUUGUUCGUGCACUUCGACAUGCUGGAGUAAAGAAGGAGGCCGUGGAAUGGGUGAAGCACCAUUUUCGGUGUGACCUGUGCGAGCGAAAGCAACAGCCCUCUGCACAUCGCCCUGGCAAGUUGCAGAAGGCCAUGGAGUUCAAUGAGGUGGUUGGAGUCGACCUGAUCCAAGUCAACGUGCCGAACUUGGGCGAGUACCUUUUGCUGAACUGCCUAUGUUGGGGCACUGACAUGCAGAUUGUAGAACCAGUGGAAGACAAACAAGCAUCCACUGUGUAUGCGGCGUUUGCAAGGGCCUGGCUGGCUCAUUAUGGUCCCCCUGGUCUUGUGAUUGCAGACCAAGGCCGUGAGUUUGUGGGUCGAGAGUUUGCAGACCGGCUGGGACAUCUGGGAGUGCCGGUACACUACAUAUCAGCAAGAGCGCCAUGGGAGAAUGGGCGCACAGAGCGUGCUGAUGGCAUCUACAAGUCCCGCUUGGAGACCGCGAUCCAUGAGGUUGGGGGCGUGACCAGCGAGGAGGAGUUCAAGACAGCCAUCAGCGAGACUUCCAUGAUGCACAAUCGAUACUACAACCGAUCAGGGUACACGCCAUAUCAACGGGCAUUUGGCACACUUCCAAGACUACCAGCUUCUUUGCUGUCGGACGACAAGAUAGACAAGCAGCUUAUCCUCGAAAGUGGAGAAGAUGCUAUGAAGAGAGCUUGGCGUAUCCGAGAAGAAGCUGGGAAAGCAUGGUUGAAGUGGCAGGAUGAUACUGCAGUGAGACGAGCUGUGUCAACCCGCACUCGAAUCGUGGACAUGAAAGCCUUCGAGGACGGGGAGCUGGUCUAUGUGUGGCGCGACAUACCCGGCCACAAAGGAUGGACCGGACCUGGCACCAUCAUAGCUCAGAAGGGAGAUGCUUGUUGGAUAUCCAUGAGAGGAUACUUGAUGAAGGCGAACAAAGGACAAGUUCGAAAAGCAACCUCCGAGGAAAGCUUGGGUGCUGAGUUGGUGAAGCACCUUUCAACUACGCUCUUGGAGGACAUCGAGAACAACCGCGUGAAGUUCUUCAGAGACGUUGCGGCAGAAGGUCUACCAGAUGACGAUGCAAUGUCUGGGGAAGUGAUUGGGCGGUUGGCAGAGGCCGAGGGAGACUCACCCGAAGUGGUAGAGCCCGCAGAGGCAUACUCACCAACCACUCCACUCAACACCUUGGACCGCAUCGACGAGGGUGACGAGGACUUCGAGAUGGACCUGGGAGAUCAACAUCCACUACGUGAUCAAGCUCAAGUUCAACCUGAUCAAGGAGUUCAACCUAUGUUGGAAGAUCCACCUCGUCGUGCACCAUCGGAAGCGAGCACUGCAGAACCUUCAACAGCCGAGGUUGCACCUUCAGUACCGCCUUCAUUGACUACAUCACAACCACAGAGUAGACGGGAAAGCAUGAACAUCCGAGUCGAUGAAGCACGAGACGGAGUUCUGGGUUUUGGUCCAGUUCGACGAGAUCAACAACGACCGGUGAUGCCUUAUCCCUGUCCGCCACAAGGAGUUCCAGCCCUACCUCGAAACACCAGAUCUCUAUACUUUGAAGUUUCCAAGGAGCCCAGUGAGGAGUCACCACACUGGAUUCGAGACCGGUGCACUGGUCACUACACCAUGAACAACGCCAGCACGGAGAAGUUCAACAUCUCACAAUCUACAGGCGUGUUCAACUACAAUGACAAGUGCAUCUACCUGACCAAAGCUAAGACCUCACCUGGACAAGUUGAAUUCCGAAAGCUGGAAGAGAAGUACAAGAAGAUUUUUCGAGCUUCCCGGGCCAAAGAAGUUCAAUCUCUUUUGGAUUCCGGAGCCAUCAAGAUCUUGUCCAAGGAGGAGUCCAAGCGGUUUCUUCGAGAGCAUCCUCAACAUGUCUUGACGAGUCGGGACGUCGACCGAUGGAAACCGACGGACGCCUUUGGUGUGCUUCCUGAAGAAUAUGGGGAAUCAGGUUUCCUACCAGAACAACAUCCUGGUCUUGCACCCAAAUCCAGAUGGUGCGUUGUUGGUUGGCGAGACCCUCAUAUCCAUCAGAUCGAGAGGACUGCUCCUACACCUUUGACAUCAUCCAUCUAUCUAGCACUUCAGUUGGCCGCAUCGAGAAAGUGGAAAGCAAAGUCCAAAGAUGCGAAGACAGCUUUCUUGCAGAGCCGACCGACAACCAGGUCGCAGAAGUUGGCUUGCAGAAUGCCAGCUGACGAAGCUUUUGAAGGGUACGAUGUGGAGCAGCUCAUCCUUCUCCUCACGGAGGUCUAUGGACUCGUAUCGGGACCAUCUUGGUGGAGAAGAUCACUCCUUGAGAUCCUCGUCAAAGAGCUUGGCUACAGGGUCAACGUCUAUGACCGAUGCGUGCUCACCCUGGACCAGGAGGAGAACAAGGACUUCAAAGAUCCAAACACCCCGACAAGGGGCAUACUAGUUCUUGAAGUGGAUGACAUGCUCGAAGCAGGAGAUUCGGUACAUCGACAGAAGAUGGAGCUGCUUGAGAAGCGUCUUCGCUUCGGAAAGGUCGUCGACUUGCAGAACACCGAAGGUGGAAGUGGGUAUGCAGGUCGCAGACUUCGACAGCUCAAAGACUUCAGCUUCGAGUACAGCAUGGAUGACUACGUCGCCAACAGACUUCAGAAGGUCAACAUCACUAGAAAGUUUCUGAAGAAAGAUGCUGCCAAAAUUCAGCUGAAUGAAGAAGAAGAAUCGCAGCUGCGUGGCACCAUAGCAGCCAUCAAUUGGGCUGCCAGAGAAGGCAGACCUGACGGCUCGGCAUCAGCAUCUAUUCUGUCGGGAUGCUUUCCAAAUCCGACGCUUCAGAACGUGCUGGACUGCAACGCCACCGUGGAGAUGCUGAAGGAAAGAAGCAUUACGAUCAAGAUCCAUGCAAUUCCUGAAGCUGAACUUCGACACGUGUUAGUGGCGGAUUCCUCAUUCGAUCCAACGGGAAAAUCCAAACCUCAACAUGGAUGGCUGCAGGGAGUGACUACGCCGGCUUUGAACCGCGGCCAGUUUGCCCCUGUGAGUCUGAUUUCUUGGAGGAGUAAGAAACUGAGGAGAAAAGCAGCCAGCACUACACUUUGUGAAUCCAUCUCCCUAUCCACUGCCUUGGCGAGCCUGGAAAAGCAAGCUGCAACUAUGAAGAGUUUCAGGUUUUCUCGCUACGACCCAAGCCAGGUGUUUGAGGACAUGGACGUACUGAUGGGUCUUCGUGGACCUCCCGUGGUGAUUUCAACCAAAGAUCCUCGACAUCAAGAUCCUGAAGCAGUGGCCAUCAUUGAUGCAAAGAGCGUCUACGACUCCACAGCUUCAUCGGAACGACAGUUUCAAGGAGAUGAUGUUCGAGCGGCAUUGGAAGCAGCGAUGAUUCAAGAAUCAUUGGCCAAACUUCGUGCUCGACUUCGGUGGCUACCACAUAACCUAAACCCUGCAGACAGCCUGACGAAACUGCCCAGUGCUGCUCACAUGGCCCCACUCUACACCUUGUUGCAGAAGAAGGGCAUGGUGAUUCAGCAGGAAGAGAUCGAGCUGGCGACCGGACGACAAGGUGACCGACGUCAGAAAGUUCAUGGCCCAGCUGCGAUGUCUUCAGAAUAUGCAGUAGAUGUGCAUCAGCCAACCAUGAGUGUCAGUCAAAAUGACUCAACACUCACAAAAUUUUGGGAGGCUGAGAAAGUUACAUAG
Molecule: messenger RNA, 8214 nt
Organism: Cladocopium goreaui
Lineage: Eukaryota; Dinophyceae; Suessiales; Symbiodiniaceae
Source: the annotation of a GenBank genome assembly